UCUAUAAUUUGGUUUAUGAAUCCUUGGCUACUGUUCUGAAUAGAAAAUUUUUAUAUCAACAUGCCUUUUGUGCAUGAUAAUGUUGUUGAGGUGCCUUGUGCUUUAAAAUGGUGAGCUGUUCCUCUCUAUUCCAGCUCCUCUACAUACAUAUCCAAGAGAUGUAGGGUGAAUGGGUCGUUAUCUCCCAUAAUGGUCAAGGUCACUCUCCAAUGCAGUUUUUUAAUUUGUAUUUUUUUGCCAUCUAUGCCAUAUUUCCUUGCACUCACCAUUUUGCUCUCUCCAGCAAUUCCCUAGAGAACCUUCAGCAUCCUCUCUUCAUUAGUGUCUUCAUUCGUGUCUUCAUCUAUUUCGUCAUCCUGUGGCUCAUUCAUUCUAUCAAUUACAAUCCCCCAACUCUUCUCCUGUUCAAACAAAACAGUCAGGCUUAGAAUUUGCAUGAAAAGUGACAUAGUCAUCAGUAGGAUAUAUUCAUCUCCUUUAAUAACAAGGUAGUCUCGCCCCGCCCCUUCGCUUACCUGCGGAGGAAGGGUCUGGUGACACUGCUAUCUAAAAUGUGUGCUUCAUGCCAGUAAAAGUGGCGUUCCAAUCAGAUUGCGCGAGCCACAUGUAAAGCUAUGAGUCACAAAAUUGUCACAUGACAGGAAAAGAAAAAAUGGUGGUAGCAGAGACAAGAAGAGGUAUAAAGAGGAAAAAUGAUGAUAGUGCUCAAGAACUAACUAGGAAAGAGAUAGAAGUGGCUUUGAAACAAUCUAUUAUGCAGUUGGGGUAUGAAUCUUUGAAGAGGGAUCAAGAAAAUGCCAUUAUUCCAUUUGUUGAGGGAAAUGAUGUGUUCAUCUGUCUUCCAACUGGCUUUGGUAAAUCCCUCUGUUAUUUCUGCCUCCCUAGAGUGUUUGAUAUUUUAUUGAAGAAAGAUAUUGGAUCUGUUGCUUUAGUUGUCAGUCCCUUAGUUGCUCUGAUGACAGACCAAGUGGACAUACUUAAGAGUAAAGGAGUAAGUGCAGUUAUUGCCACAAAUAAAGGUGACACUGAGUCAGCAAAGAAUGCAAUUGUGAAUGGGAAGUUUCAAAUGAUUUUUACGAAUCCAGAGACACUUUUUGACAAAGAAUGGAGAGACAUUUGGCGUAGUCCAUCAUUGAUUUGAAGACAUGAUUGCUUUUGUUGUUGAUGAAGCCCACUGUGUGAGGAAAUGGGGUAAAGAGUUCCGUAAAGACUUCAGUAAGCUGGGUGACUUGCGUGGUUUCUUUCCACCUUCAGUACACUUCAUGGCACUGACAGCUACAGCGUCAAAGUCUACAAGAAACGAAGUUAUUCGUAUCCUUGGUAUGAAAAAGCCUGUGCUGGUAGUGAGACCACCAGACAAGACAAACAUUGUGUACACAGUAACAGAAAAAUCUGAUGAUCUGGAAUCAACAUUUGCUCCCCUAGUAGAAGAGCUACGUUCCACUCGACAAUUCAUGGAACAAACCAUAGUUUUUUGUCGGACGUAUCAAGACUGUAGCAACUUAUAUCUCUACAUUUGAUCGACAAUGGGGAAAGAAUUCACGCACCCAAUUGGUUUGCCAGGCUACCCUAGUUUCAGGUUGGUGGACAUGUUUACAGCAUGUAAUACUCCAUCUUUGAAGCGUGCUAUUCUGAAGUCAUUCUCCAUUCCAAAUGGAACCUUAAGAAUUGUAAUUGCUACAAUCGCUUUUGGAAUGGGGAUAGAUUGUCCUGAUGUACAUAGAAUUAUUCACUGGGGUCCACCUUCUGAUAUUGAGAGUUACAUCCAGGAGACAGGUAGAGCUGGUCGAGAUGGAAAGACAGCACAGGCCCAGCUUUUGUACUCCAAACGGGAUAUUUCAUUCUCCUUUAUGGAAGACAGUAUUACAUCUUAUUGUAAAAAUACCACUCUUUGUAGAAGAGAAGUCCUUUUUAAAGACUUUGAAUAUUUAUCUCAAGAAAGACCUGUUGGACCAUUAUGCUGUGACAUUUGUGCAAUUACACAAAAUAACCAUAACUUGUAAUCAGAGAAAGAAAAUUUUACAAAGUUUCACAAUAAAUUAUAGGAAAUCAAAA
Messenger RNA from Amphimedon queenslandica, 2055 nucleotides. Its product is annotated as ATP-dependent DNA helicase RecQ-like. NCBI's taxonomy places the organism in Eukaryota, Metazoa, Porifera, Demospongiae, Haplosclerida, Niphatidae. The transcript has 2 exons. Gene Ontology annotation, molecular function: 3'-5' DNA helicase activity; ATP binding; nucleic acid binding. Gene Ontology annotation, cellular component: chromosome; nucleus; cytoplasm. The record is from RefSeq and is a predicted model, not a curated record. Bases 1146 to 1520 code for a protein of 124 amino acids. Gene Ontology annotation, biological process: double-strand break repair via homologous recombination.